Molecule: messenger RNA, 1802 nt
Organism: Ipomoea nil (Japanese morning glory)
Lineage: Eukaryota; Viridiplantae; Streptophyta; Magnoliopsida; Solanales; Convolvulaceae
Product: sterol 14-demethylase
Exons: 3
Coding region: 148-1611 (487 amino acids)
Molecular function (GO): heme binding; monooxygenase activity; iron ion binding
Source: RefSeq, a predicted model, not a curated record
GGAGAAAAUCGUAUAUUAUUAACAGAGUAACAGGCUGUAUAAGUGAUGAGCUGCCUUACUGACGGAGUGGCAGCAAUAUAUGUGGUCUGAAUCGCAUUUAUAAGAACAAUCAUACUAGGAAUCUUCUCCUCAACUCCUCGGGUAACGAUGGAUUUAGCGGAUAACAAGGUAAUCAAUGUGGGUCUUCUGCUCAUUGCCACCCUGGUGGCGGCGAAGCUGAUCGCCGCCCUAAUCUUGCCCAGAUCCAAGAAGCGGCUGCCGCCGACGGUGAAAACGUUGCCGGUGGUGGGCGGGCUGGUCCGGUUCUUGAAAGGCCCGAUUGUGAUGCUCCGGGAAGAGUACGCGAAGCUGGGCAGCGUCUUCACCCUGAAUCUGGUGAACAAGAACAUCACUUUCUUAAUCGGGCCAGAGGUUUCGGCCCAUUUCUUCAAGGCCCCGGAAUCCGAUCUCAGCCAGCAGGAGGUGUACCAGUUCAAUGUGCCCACGUUCGGGCCGGGCGUGGUGUUUGAUGUUGACUACUCUAUUAGACAAGAACAGUUCAGGUUCUUCACUGAGUCUCUUAGAGUCAACAAGCUGAAAGGCUAUGUAGAUCAGAUGGUUAUGGAAGCUGAGGAGUACUUCUCGAAAUGGGGAGAGAGUGGCGAAGUGGAUUUAAAAUAUGAACUGGAGCACUUGAUCAUAUUGACGGCUAGCAGAUGUCUGUUGGGCGAAGAAGUUCGCAACCAGCUCUUUGCUGACGUGUCGGCUCUAUUUCAUGAUCUGGACAACGGUAUGCUGCCCAUUAGUGUGAUCUUCCCGUACCUACCGAUUCCCGCACACCGACGACGUGACCGGGCCCGCAAGAAGCUAGCCGAGAUUUUCUCGAAUAUUAUUGCUUCCCGGAAAAAAACGGGCAAGGCCGAAAACGAUAUGUUGCAAUGCUUCAUAGACUCCAAGUACAAAGACGGGCGCCAAACCACGGAAUCUGAAGUUACCGGCUUACUCAUUGCCGCUUUAUUUGCGGGCCAGCACACUAGCUCUAUCACGUCAACUUGGACCGGGGCAUACCUCCUUUGCAACGAUAAAUACAUGUCGUCUGUGGUGGAUGAGCAGAAGAAUCUGAUGAGGAAGCACGGGAAUAAGGUCGAUCACGAUAUCUUGUCCGAGAUGGAAACCCUGUACAGAUGCAUAAAGGAAGCUCUGAGACUCCACCCGCCAUUGAUAAUGCUUCUACGAAGUUCGCACAGCGAUUUCAGCGUGACGACCAAGGAGGGAAUAAACUACGACAUUCCCAAGGGUCACAUCGUGGCCACAUCGCCCGCUUUUGCUAACCGCCUCCCUCACAUCUACCGAGAACCGAAUACUUACGACCCCGACAGGUUCUCCCCCGAGAGAGACGAAGACAAGGCGGCUGGACCGUUCUCAUACAUAUCGUUCGGUGGAGGCAGGCACGGGUGUUUAGGCGAACCAUUUGCGUAUUUACAGAUAAAAGCAAUAUGGAGCCACUUGCUGAGGAAUUUUGAAUUUGAACUGAUCUCGCCCUUCCCGGAAAUCGACUGGAAUGCCAUGGUGGUUGGUGUCAAAGGGAAGGUCAUGGUAAGGUACAAGCGUCGCAAGCUUUCUAUCGACUGAGUGCUGAACAAGACUGCAAUUUGUUCGAUUAUCAUUGUUUUGUUAGUUCCUCUCUCUACUUGGUUUCUUGAUAGUUUUCCUCUGCUUUUUUCUAGAUCUGAAUGUCUUGACUCUUGAAUGUGGUGUUAACAAAUGUAUGGUUUUCAUAUCUUUUUUGUGAGUAACUUUAUUAAGUUAGUUUUUUUUUGUUC